AUCGAGGCACUCGGGGCCCCCAGGAUAGCCACGCUGCUGGUGGCCCCGCAGGCGGCGCCGAUAGUGGCGUUGCGGUUCGGGGCCUUCCUCGCGCCCUGCGAGGCCGCCGGGCAAAGCCAGCAGGGCCGCUUCCACGCUGGGGGCGCGUCGAGUGACUACGGCUUCAACCAGCGCCACAGCGCCAGGGGCGAGUUCAACCAGACCAGCUUCUCCCACGAGAGCCUCCUCCGCGCCUCUUUCGAGGUGCCGGGGCUGGGCCCGCUGGAGGCUCGCGCCAGGUCGGGCGACCCGCUCGACCCGCCGUUCUGGCCGACGGCCGUGCAGCUCGGUCUCUGCAGGUUUCUCACGCUGGAGCUUUCCGGAGUCCCAAACACAUGCGGGCCUUGCCAGCUGCGCCUUGGCGGGCCUGCGCACGACCGCCGCUUGCGCCACCGCGCCGUGGCGGAGAUCAGGGCCCGCGGGAGCUGGACCAGCGACUACGCGAUGAAGGUGCACGACGCGCACUCCUGGGUGCAGCAGGGGCAGGCGCCCCGCUCAGCCGACAUCAGCCGCCGCGCCGAGGCGGCGCCCAGCAAGCUGCACGCCGAGCUCGAGCGGCUGGCGCCGCCGCGCACCUCCUUCAGAGGCGUGGCCGCCCGUGCACGGGCCAAGCCGCUCCUCGAGCUGAUAUGCGGCUCCGCCAACCUGGCCAAGGCUGUCUAUGCCGCAGGCUGGGCUGCAGAGAGCUGGGACUACGCCGAUGGUUCGGGAGCCGGUCUGCUGGAUGAUGGGCUCAUCGAGCUCCUGGUCGGGAGGAUCUCUCGAAAUGAUGUCGUGGGGCUUCGCGUCGGCCUGGGUUGUAAGACGUGGUCUAGGGCUCGAAAGAAUAACGGCCUGGGUCCGCCGCCGCUGAGAGACGAUGUUCGCGCGCAUGGUCUUGAGCACCUGGCGGCGGCGGACGCUGAGAAGGUUUCGGUUGCCAAUUGCUUGUUGGCCAAUGUUCUGCGUUUGCUAGUUGCCGCCAUUGAAGCAGAAGCCCCCUUCUCGCUCGAGAAUCCUCGGUCUUCUCGCCUGUGGCUCGCCCCCGAGCUGUUGAAUCUGGCCCACACGGCGAAGGCCGAAUGGGUUCAG
Molecule: messenger RNA, 1110 nt
Organism: Prorocentrum cordatum
Lineage: Eukaryota; Dinophyceae; Prorocentrales; Prorocentraceae
Source: the annotation of a GenBank genome assembly